AUGGCCUCAUCCACAUCACUCUACGAAGUUCUUGGGAUCCCGAUGAGUGCGAACGGGAACGAGAUCAAGGCAGCGUAUAGACGACUAGCGCGAACGUGUCAUCCCGAUGUCGUGUCCAUGAACCAGAAAGAAAUGUCAGCUACCCUAUUCGUGAAGAUCAAUGUGGCGUAUUCGACUUUAUCAGACCCGAACAAACGUGCGGAUUAUGACCGGAAGCUUUACCGACGGAACGUCCAGUUUUAUUCCUCCGCAACACCGGCGUCUGCGUCGGGGUUUUGUGGUUAUAACAGUGGUAGGAAUUGGGAGACCGACCAGUGCUGGUAG
Hibiscus syriacus is the source of this 324-nucleotide messenger RNA. Its product is annotated as chaperone protein dnaJ 11, chloroplastic-like. Lineage: Eukaryota; Viridiplantae; Streptophyta; Magnoliopsida; Malvales; Malvaceae. The transcript has a single exon. The record is from RefSeq and is a predicted model, not a curated record. The coding region runs from base 1 to 324 and encodes 107 amino acids.